Microbotryum saponariae is the source of this 1238-nucleotide messenger RNA. The record is from the annotation of a GenBank genome assembly. NCBI's taxonomy places the organism in Eukaryota, Fungi, Basidiomycota, Microbotryomycetes, Microbotryales, Microbotryaceae.
AUGCCUCCCCCCUACGAUGCUCGCUGUAUCCGCGUCGGCUGCCUUCACUUCUCCCCCGUCUUCAAAGACGUCGAACGCAGUAUUGCGCUCGCUGGUGCGCAUCUGACAACGUGAGGUUAACAUGGGCGCCGGGGAUGGUCGAUGAUACGGUUGUCCGCUCGCUUUUUGCGUCAAUGUUGAUGGACGCGUGGUACAUCCCGCAGACUUCCAAAGGAUCAACUGGAUCUUCUCGUUCUCCCUGAGAUGGCGUUCACCGGUCAGUAGUCAAGCAUCCAGCUUAUAUAGCUGUUACUCGGACGGGCUCUGACGGAGGCAGGCGCCGGCCACUUCAUCAGGCUACUGCUUCGACUGGCGCUCCGACAUCGAGCCUUUUCUGGAAGUUCCUGGUGCUGGACCUACAUUCAGAUGGGCUUCUAAGUCAGGUCCAUCUCUGCAAGGCUAUCGCCUGUGCUGUAUAGUUAGUGCUGAUGCAGAUCCUGAUCUGGCUCCUCUUGUUGUGUCUUCUUUCGAUCUAGCGAUCCGACUCGGAUGUUACGUCCUCGUUGGUGUUCCCGAGCGUCGGUCACACUCGAAGGCAUCAAACUCCCCGUUAAUCGUCACUCCCCAGGGCGAGCUUUUCGCGACUUACCGAAAACAUUUCCUCUACGAGACCGACGAAAGCUGGGCAACCGAAGGCAAAGCUUUUCAGACAUACGUGCUGCCGUUCCCACCUUCGUCUUCACACCGGGGUCAAGACUUCACCAUCUGCCCCAGCAUUUGUAUGGAUCUUAAUCCUAAAGGUUUCAUUGCUCCUUUCGAUGCCUUCGAGCUCGCAACGUUUGCGCGAGAGCGCAAUGUCGAUCUGGUGAUCUGUGCGAUGAACUCGCUCGACUCGAAUCAAGAAUCGCUCGACUCGGAAGGCGUGUUGGACCAAGCGACUGACGAAUCGGAAUGGCCGAGAGUUUCUGAUGCGCUUCGAUACUUUGCAGUGAGACUCACGCCUCUUUUGGGAAGGGGCGUAGCGUUUGCGGCGUGUAAUCGAGUGGGCCAGGAGAAGGGUGAGCCCGGAGUCCCAAAGUCGGCCCGCAAAAUUUAAUGCUGCUCUUGCUGACUCCGAGUGAUCACCUCUAGUCCGAUUCACUGGUUCUAGUGUCCUGAUGCAGCUUGGUUACCGGACAGACAUCAUUGCGUACGCACCCAAGUACCAAACAAAGCUCAUUGUCGGGGUCCUCGAAUUGCCUCCAUCGACUAGCAAGUAA